GAGGCUCAUGACACAGAUUUGUAGGUAAGAACGCGACGCCCCUCCACCACCGCAGCUCCUCCGCCGGGAAAAUCUCGACUGCACAAGCAGAUUCAUGGCGGCCUCGGCAGCGGCGAGGGCUGUCCUAUUAUCACGCGCCUCCGAUUUAUCCCUUAAACCCACCCUCUCGGCUCAGCCGCCGCUCGCGCACCGCCACUUCAUCCGCCCCUUGCUCCGGCCGGCGCCGAGGAAGCGCGCCGCGAUCAGCUGCCUUAUUUCCGGCGUCGACGGCGGUGGAGUCUCCGACGAGUUCGUCUCCACCAGGAAAUCCGGCUUCGGGCACGAAUUCUCCGUCAUAGCGAAUAUGCUUAAUAAAAUCGAGCCGUUCGACAAUACGGUUAUCUCGAAGGGGGUUUCGGAUUCGGCUAAGGAUUCGAUGAAGCAGACGAUAUCCACGAUGCUCGGACUUCUGCCUUCGGAUCAGUUCUCCGUUACGGUUAGGGUUUCGAAGCACCCGCUCAAUCGUCUCCUAGUUUCAUCCAUCGUCACUGGGUAUACACUGUGGAAUGCAGAGUAUAGGAUAUUGUUGAUGAGGAAUUUUGAUAUGUCGCCGGAUAGUUCAAAGGGGUCUGAAUAUGCGGAGAGUGAUGGGGCCUCGGAGGUGAGGUGGGAUAGAAGCGAUGGUAGCGGUGUUGGUGCCGGAGUUGAAAGUUGUGCAGAAGAAUUGGAGAAUACGAAUCUUCAGAUUUUUGGGGAUUUGCCUCCAGAAGCAUUGAACUAUAUUCAGCAAUUGGAACUGGAGUUGUCCACAGCAAAGAAGGAGCUUCAAUCUCGGAAACAGGAAAACUUGGAGAUAGAGCAUAUAACAAAGAGCGAUAACAAUUUGUUGGAGUACUUGAGGUCCCUGGACUCAGAUAUGGUAACCGAGUUAUCUAGACCAUCAUCGCCAGAGGUGGAGGAAAUCAUCCAGCAACUUGCUCAAAAUGCUCUGCGGAAAUUUUUCAAAGACGAUGCCACCCCAGAUUAUGAGGGGGACAGCAUGCAGAACUACGAAGAUAGGGAUAAUGAACUUUGUGAUACCAUUGGCACAUCACGGGAUUAUUUGGCCAAGCUGCUUUUCUGGUGCAUGUUACUGGGCCACCAUCUAAGAGGGUUGGAGAACAGAUUGCAUCUAAAUUGUGUUGUUGGUUUGUUAUGAUGAAGUACAAAGAGGGAUGUAUAUUCUUCUUUCACCCUUUACAUAAUUUUGCCUUUAAACUUUUAUUUAUCCAGUUUUACAUUACUUUAUAUUCAAAUAAUUUAAAAAUAAUACAUCCUCUGUACA
This is a messenger RNA of Salvia hispanica, 1303 nucleotides long. RefSeq names its product seed maturation-like protein. NCBI's taxonomy places the organism in Eukaryota, Viridiplantae, Streptophyta, Magnoliopsida, Lamiales, Lamiaceae. The record is from RefSeq and is a predicted model, not a curated record.